This is a messenger RNA of Gymnogyps californianus (California condor), 2561 nucleotides long. It is a transcript of the gene MED21, whose product is annotated as mediator complex subunit 21. Bases 4 to 438 code for a protein of 144 amino acids. Gene Ontology annotation, cellular component: mediator complex. The transcript has 4 exons. Gene Ontology annotation, biological process: regulation of transcription by RNA polymerase II. NCBI's taxonomy places the organism in Eukaryota, Metazoa, Chordata, Aves, Accipitriformes, Cathartidae. The record is from RefSeq and is a predicted model, not a curated record. Gene Ontology annotation, molecular function: transcription coregulator activity.
GCCAUGGCGGAUCGGUUAACGCAGCUGCAGGAUGCGGUGAACUCGCUCGCAGACCAAUUCUGUAAUGCCAUUGGAGUGUUGCAGCAGUGUGGCCCCCCGGCCUCUUUCAGCAACAUUCAGACAGCAAUAAACAAAGAUCAGCCUGCUAAUCCGACAGAAGAGUACGCCCAACUGUUCGCAGCAUUGAUUGCACGAACUGCAAAAGAUAUUGAUGUUCUAAUAGAUUCCUUGCCUAGUGAAGAAUCGACAGCAGCUUUGCAGGCUGCUAGUCUGUAUCGAUUAGAAGAAGAAAACCAUGAAGCAGCUGCCCGUCUGGAAGAGGUAGUGUAUCGUGGGGAUAUGCUGCUGGAAAAGAUACAGAGUGCCCUGGCCGAUAUCGCCCAGUCGCAGCUGAAGACGAGGAGCGGUACGCACAGCCAGCCCCUUCCAGACUCCUAGCGCCAGGGGGCGGCGCGCCCCUGCCAAACCGAACGGCGGCAAGCCGUGGUGAAAACACGGCCCUGUACCCACGGGGAGCCCUAGCACCCAGCCCGGCUCUCGUGGGACUCUCUGAGUGUCGCUAACAACGUCUUCUGUCAAAGCCCGAACUGCAGGUUUUGUGUGAGAAACGCUUCUGCUGUAGAAGCGGUGGUUCUGUUCUAGAGUUACGUGUGUUGAUGUGUGUUUCCUUGACUUAAAAUAUUAAUUUCUGAGCUUUCUUUUCUGUUCAUAAAUAUGUCUGACUUCAGUUUGAUUUGUUAUCUUCAUUACACAGGCCUGAGUCCCUAAAGGAAAUUCAGAAGGAAAAAUAUAUUAAGAGUAUUUGUGUAAUUUGCUCACUCCUAAUUUCAAACUUUUAUGUUCUUCAUGUAUUUUUUGUAAGGCUCAAAUGCAGACACACUUGAAUUUGCCAGAGUUCCAUGGAGACAGUGCUAGACAAUGAUGUGAAUACAGUGGUGGCCGUCUGUUUUAAUUAACAGAAAUGGUAACUAAACGUUUGUGUUACUACUUGGCUGGUUUGCCACCCUUUACAGAGCAAGUAAAGGGAUAAGUAAACUCUAAUGUUUGCAAAGUUUUCUUGCCAUUGGCAUCUCAUUUAAAAAAAAAAAAAUCUGCAGGUAUCCGAUAUUGGCAUUUAUUAUUGUUUUAAUUCACAAAUGGGUCUUUGACUCCAUUACUGCCACUGACACGCUUACUCUUACUUGCUCGUGCCAUUUCUCUGCUUCUGCUGAUACUCAGCAUUUUUGUGGCAACCGGUGAAUGCCUCUAAAGCAGACAGUAAUGAGGAAGCAUUGGAUGACUGGGAAGAAAUUAGCAAUGAGGAAACUGAAAAUAACUUAUUAUGUAAUGUUGCUUUUCAGUGUAACCAGUGGCUGCCACGUGAAUGCUGUGAUGAUAAGCAGCAAGAGGCCUGUCGUCCCCAACAUGCUCUAGAGAGUUUUUUGUUUUUAUCUUCACACACUGAAUCACUGAAUAAAUUUUUGCUCCUCAUCUUAGGACUAUAGAAAGACCAGCAUCUCUUUUUAUAUUUGAGGAAAAAAAAAAACCUCCACCAGAUAAUGCAGGGUUCAAUGCGUGAGCUUGGAGUUGAACUGUUAGUCAUUUUCUGUAUUUUUGAGUUAGCAGCCUUGAAUUAUUGUAGGAUGCUGUUUAUUGCCACGUAAUACCUGCUCGUUUCCUGAUCAAAACUACCUACUUCUAUAUAUUGGAUAUACUGUCAUUAACUUGAAAGUUACAUGUGUUCUUAUUGCAUAUAGACAGAUAAGAGCAAUUCAAAUAUGUUUUUAGCAUGCUGAUUCUUAAGGAAUUAGAUGCAGCCCCUCACUAGACUGCACCAGUGAAAGGAAGAGUAUAACAUGGCACAGGAUACAUCUUGUAUACAGCCUGUUCUGAGGAUUAAAAAAUACAAAGCUGUUCCUACCUGUAACAAAUACUAAAACUGAAGUAUUUAAUCAGACGGGUAUUUAAUUAAAUAUUCAAUAUUAUUUUGUCAAAUUUGCAUAUCUGUAGUCAUAAAUUUAGUCUGCUAUUGUGAGGCUCUUGUACUAUCCAGGUUCUACAGAAGGAAAAACAGUUGGGGAGGUGAACAGGCUACAGUACAGCCCCAGUUCUGUAAUGGGAUCUUCAUUAAGAAUAACUGAGCUGUGGUGAUUUACUAAGCCAUGUAAAUAUACCCAUGUCCUGGGGAGGCUUGAGGGGCCAGAUUUUCAUUUGAAGUCAGUCAUGGGGCCUGUUUUUGGUUUUGUUUUUGUGUUUUCCUAGAAAAACUGCAUCCAGUGCAUCUCAAGUUGGUUGGGGGGUUGGGUGGAUUCUUUUGUUGUUGUUUGCUUGCUUUUUAAACUAGUGUACUUAGAAAACUUAGAGUGAAAUAUUUGGGCUUUGCUUGUGGUUUUUUUUUUUUUUUAAUUGAGAUGUCUUAAUUUGAGAUUUGUACGUUGCUGGAAAAGGGGUUAGAUCUUCAUAGUAGAUUCCAUGGUGUAGCUUAACAUGUGCAUCACCUCAAACUUGUCAACUUGGAAACUUUUGCUGUGGGAGAUAGUGUACAUCUUCGGUAACAAUACAAUACAAUUCUUUUAAUUUCA